Cooperia oncophora is the source of this 189-nucleotide messenger RNA. NCBI's taxonomy places the organism in Eukaryota, Metazoa, Nematoda, Chromadorea, Rhabditida, Trichostrongylidae. The record is from the annotation of a GenBank genome assembly.
AUGGCGGGAUGUUCAACCACCAGAUGUUUCCUCAGUCGAAACAAAUGUAUCACGCAGAUAUUCAAUGGUAAAGAAAUCAAGUUUUGCUGCUGCAAUACGGGAGAUCUUUGUAACUCGAAGCUCACUAAUCUCUCGCUUUAUGAGAAAGCAAAGGAACGCGUCAAGGACUUUUUCAAAGUCAUUGGCUAA